This is a messenger RNA of Cercospora beticola, 1958 nucleotides long. RefSeq names its product pinin family protein. Gene Ontology annotation, cellular component: catalytic step 2 spliceosome. NCBI's taxonomy places the organism in Eukaryota, Fungi, Ascomycota, Dothideomycetes, Mycosphaerellales, Mycosphaerellaceae. The record is from RefSeq and is a predicted model, not a curated record.
GUCUUUCGCACCACGCGCCGAUCGAGCUCCUCAACAUUGAUCCACUAACGAAUAGACGCAUACUAUGGCGGAAGUCGUUGAGUCCGCGAUUGCACUCCCAGAGCCGGAGGACCUCGCCGAGCCAGGAGACAACAGCUUGAAGCGACGACAGUCCGAAGAAGCAGACGCCGAGAGUAGCAGCAAGCGGCAGCGGACAAGCCCUGGUAAGACAUCACCGAAAACGAAGGGAAAAGAAGAAGUCGUGUCGUCGGCCGCGCGACCGCGAUCAGUUACACCUGUCGAGUCGAAGAAUGAGCCAAGCAAGGCGCAGACGCCAGCGGAAGACAGCAAAGAUGCUCGCAGAAGGAGCUCAGCGAAGGGCGCGGACGAAAAGCAGCGCAGCAAGAGGUUGUUUGGAGCACUACUUGGAAACUUGAAUAGGCCCAGUGAUAGAACAUCAAAGAGACGGGCAGAAAUAGAGCAACGGAAGAAAGCUGAGCUUCAGAAGCAGGACGAUGAACGCCUCGAGGAUCGACAGAAGAGGCUCGAGCGGCUAGCCGUCCAGCGUAAGAAAGAGCAGAUCGAUGUUGAUGAGCGCGAUAUGCAUGUCCGGCACAAGAAUCUGCUAAGCAAAGCAAAUUUCCUGCAGACAAGAGCAGAGCCUAAGCUUUAUUAUCGACCAUGGGAUCUCUUGCCUGAUGAGGAGGAUCUUGUUGAGCAGCAGAUAAAGGAUGCACAGGCCCAGAUCGACCGAGAGCUAGUCGAAUGGGAAGACGAGAAGGAGAGGCGUUUGAACGAGUUUAAAGAGUCAAAAGCUCCACGGAACACGAACGAGACACCGCCGAAAGCCGGUACAAACACCGCGAACGACGAGGAGCCGGGCAACGCCGACACGCUCGAAGCGAAGCACAAUGGAAAGACUAAUAGUCCACUCCAACAUGAGACCAACGCCGAUGCCGAUGUUACCGGUGCUAAAGAGGCUGACAAGGCAACGGCCGAAACGAACGAUUCAGUACGAGCGUCAUCGCAACCUGCAGACGAUGCGGAGAAUGAGAAACAGGAAGGAAGGCUCGGAACAGACACACCGGAGGAAUCUGGCGCAGUGCAACAGACCAAGGAUGAACAGAACGACAAACCCGAUAACGCCCCAAACCGGGACGGUAACGAAGAACCCCAGACUCAGAGCGACGUUAAAGAAGACAAGGAAGACAUCGAUGAUGAUGGAGACCAUAUGGUUGAAGGAGAUGAAGACAACGUCAUCUAUUAAUGUGCCUUGGUCGACUGGUUACUUCGAAGUCAUUGAUACCAUUAUUUCGGAUCGCCAGAUGUUCGAUGUAAUAAGAACUAUCAACGCUGCACACGGGCGGACUUGACCGUACUUGGCUUCGCAUUUGCACUCGUGGGCCGCGAGCCCGCGGCUUCAGCAAGUAUUCAUCACAUGAAUUCAUAUUCGUGGUACGCUGAUCAUUAGUAGUUCCCUCAGAUCAGCUCCAUUCCUCCUUUUCAUCUCUGUCGCUUCUGGACCCAGGAAUUGACAUAUACGCCAAUUCUCUGAAAGAUAUCUGCUCUGGCUUUACGGCGUAUGGUCCGAUUGCGGGAUCAAGUCACCACGAGUCUUCAAAAAAACCGCUGCAUCAUUAUUCAAAGCCGGGUUCGUGUGGCAAUGUAUGCCUGGGCUCCACCAUCACUGAUGGCACGUCACAUCCUCUUGCGAGCAGGUAGCUGUGCAUUUGCUUCGAGCGAAGGGAUUGUGGCAUUCGACGCGGUCUCCUCAUUCCAAGGGCCUAUUGCAAUGGCAACGGGAACGGCGCUGCCUUCGAGGACGCGUACAGAUCUCGCGUCGCGACAGAGUUCGAUCGGCACUGGAACUCUGCCAAUCCUUCCCAAAACGCCACGAUGUAGCAGAAGACAUGUAUCAUCACAUCCUCCUGACCAAGGCAACAGGACCGUCGAAUUGAUGUCGUCCUUGCACCACGUAG